This is a messenger RNA of Tachysurus vachellii, 4321 nucleotides long. Its product is annotated as histamine H3 receptor. The coding region runs from base 193 to 1392 and encodes 399 amino acids. The transcript has 3 exons. The record is from RefSeq and is a predicted model, not a curated record. NCBI's taxonomy places the organism in Eukaryota, Metazoa, Chordata, Actinopteri, Siluriformes, Bagridae. Gene Ontology annotation, molecular function: histamine receptor activity. Gene Ontology annotation, cellular component: membrane. Gene Ontology annotation, biological process: adenylate cyclase-activating adrenergic receptor signaling pathway.
ACAAACCGGUGCUGGAACACAGUACAAUCUGCUGGAACACAGUACAAUGUAAUGUCCAAUUUAGAAACAAGACUCCGUGUACGACUCGGUUCUCGGCUGGAAAUGAUGGUCCAGAAGCGUUACGCACAGUGGCUCCUCCGUGAGCGCAGUUAAAACGCGGUUGUUUGGCGUUUUCGCGCGCGCCGGUGCCUUAUGCAUGCGCGGAUGGGCGCCACAAUGCUGGAGCGCAACACGUCUCGGGAGCGGAUGGACUUCAGCUCUAACACUUCGGCUCACAUGGGCAGAGAGCAAGGGUUCGGUACGCCGGUGAUGGUGCUACUGGCCGCCGUCAUGCUGCUGCUCAUCUGCGUGAUCGUGCUGGGGAACGCGCUCGUUAUCCUCGCCUUCAAAACCGACCGGAGCUUGAGGAGGCAAAGCAACUACUUCCUCCUGAAUCUGGCCAUCUCAGACUUCCUAGUAGGUGCCUUUUGUAUUCCAGUUUAUUUGCCCUACAUCUUGACAGGCAAAUGGAUGCUGGGCCGAGGGCUGUGUAAGCUCUGGCUGGUGAUGGACUACCUCCUCUGCACCGCUUCCGUCUUUAACAUCGUCCUCAUCAGCUACGACCGUUUCCUCUCUGUCACCAGAGCGGUGUCGUACCGGGCAAGGCAAGGGAUGACCCGCAGCGCCCUGGCCAAGAUGGCUGCUGUUUGGGUUCUGUCUUUCCUCUUGUAUGGCCCAGCCAUCUUGCUGUGGGAAGAGGUAACAGGAGAGAGUCAUGUUCCAGAUGACGAGUGCUUUGCUGAGUUCUUUCACACUUGGUACUUCCUGCUGUCUGCCUCCACACUCGAGUUCUUUUUCCCCUUCCUGUCUGUGGCUUUCUUCAACCUCAGCAUAUACCGCAGCAUCCGCGAAAGGAGACUCCGUUACCAGCAAGACUCGUGCUUGCCCAAGAUCCGUGGCAUGACAUCCCCCAAGCGUGAGAGGCUUCGCUUGGUCUCCUACAUCUGCCGCGGCUCUCUCGUGACGAAGAAGACGAAGGCAGAAACAGAAAGUGAUAACUGUUCUUCCCCUGCAGGACGCCCUGACACACGGAGUAUACGAAGCACUCAAUGUACACGCCUCAUUCAGGACAAGAAGAUAGCAAAGUCUUUAGCCGUGAUCGUGUGUGUGUUUGCUGUGUGCUGGGCACCGUACACAUUGCUGAUGAUUAUACGUGCUGCCUGUAGGGGACGCUGUGUUUCACACAACUGGUACGAAGUGACAUUCUGGCUGCUGUGGCUCAACUCUGCCAUCAACCCAUUCCUGUAUCCACUCUGCCACAGCAGCUUCCGCAGGGCUUUUGCAAAAAUCCUUUGCCCUAAGCAGCGGACCACUGAAGCACCAUCAGAUAACGUCUCCAACAACCAGAGAUAGUCCAGCUCUCUCCCAUAGUUUUAGACAGACUAUUCUUUGAUAACUUGUCAGGGUUUGGGUGGACCCUAUCCAUUGUCUUACAUUGGUUUACUGAUCAGAAGAUUGGAGGUCAAACCUUAGCACUGCAGAACUGCCCCAGUUGUCACCUUGAGCAAGACCCUUAAUACUCUCUGCCCCAGGAGCAGUGUAUCAAGGGUGACUCUGCACUCUGACCCCAGCAACCUAAUCUGAGAUAUGUGAAGAAAAGGAGUUCACUGAAUAUACGUAUAUGUGACAAAAAAAAUGCUUCUUCUUUUAAAUUCUAUUCCUGGCAUGUUUUUGCUCAGAGAGGAAACCGGACAACCCAGAAGAAACCCACAAUUACCCCAGGCCUCUGAACCUUGAAAGGACCAACUCUACCAUUACAAAAUACUGUACAGUACAUUGAACCGGAUUUAAACCCAUGGACAGUUUCUUCUUUUAAACAAUUUAUAAAGGGUUUCAAACUACGUUUCAUACAGGAUAUGAACCAAUAAUCUCUCCAGCUAUUUAACUCAUACAGAUACUGUAUGCAUGUACGUACAUUACAAAAUGGCAACCAAAAACUUGUCUCCUGGUGCAGCCUUGCUUCUAAUGUAGAGAUCUAUUGUCUGAGGUUAAUCUGUAACAAAAACGAUAUUAUUCUUAUCUCAACAGGUCAUAUGAUGUCAAAUUCAGAAUUCAUUUCUACACUGUGGAUAGCUUUGGCGCUCAUAAAACAAGUCCUCAAAGAUACGUCUAACUGCAACUGCACUUUAUAUAACUAUAAACAACUGCUGAUUACAAACAUGACACUAAUUCUCUUUUCAUUCUCUUUUCAGCCUUUCUAUGAGGACACAUAGUCUUCGCAAAAAACAAGCAUGAAAAAAAAUGUAGGAAAAAGCGGUGGCCCAGAAGUGCAAAACAUUAAGAAACUGAAAAUGCUAUAGCAAAUUUAAAAACACAUCAGCAUUACAUCAAAAAGAAAAUGUAGGUUGUUAGCUGAUUGGGCAUAUGAUUAUUAUAUAAAAAUAUAUUUUCUAGUUAGACUGAGAACUGUUCAGUUUUUUAACUGAAAAACAUACCUAAAAUUUAAAUGUGAAGUUGCUAUAUAGAUUUAUUUAGGCUGUAAACAUCAUUCCACCAAUUCAACCGUUUCCUCAAAUUGAUGCAUUCAGUAGCCAAUCAGCAAAAAGCCAGUGAUGUUUAAUGAGGACCUUUCCUUUGUUUACAGAUAUUCUUGAAGUGUUUCUUAAUUUAAGGCUUGAUGUUGUGGUGUCUUGUUGCUUGUGUUUUUUGGUUGUCUCGUGUGUUUUUGUUUUUUUGUGUUUUCUGUACUUCUUUUGAUAUGCUUAUCUUAUUGUUGCUGUUGGGUUCUGCCAUUUAUGGUUGUGUGUUUGUUGUUGCUUCUUUCUGAUUUGCUGCUUUGUGUUAGGCUUAGUUAUGUUCUCUGUGUUUUAGCUUUAUAUUUCAAUUACAAAUAGGUGUUUUUGUUUGCUGCAUUUUCGAAUUUGCUCGUGUUUUCAGAUCUACUGUUGUUUUUUGUGCUUAUUGUGUAUUGGAGUUUAUUGCUGCAUUUUUCCAUUUAAUACCGUAUGUUUAUUUUUUUGUUUUCUUUUUAUUUUCUAGUUCUUUUUGAUUUGUUGUUUUGUUUUGAUUAACUACUGUGUUUGUGAGUUUGCUAAUGUUAGCUUUGUUGCUUUGGCUUCUGAUUUGCCUUUGCUUUGUUGUCCUAUUUUCUAAUUUGUGGCUGUGUGUAUUUGUUUUGUUAUGUAUUCUGAUUUGCUGUUGUUUUUUUAGUGUUGCUGUUAUGUUUUCUGAUUUGAGUUUGAUGUUUUGUUAUUUUUUCAUUAACAUUAUCAUUUUGUAUUCAGAUUUAGUGUGUUGCUUUUUUUUUUGUUAUGUCUAUUCAUUUGCUAUUGUCUUCUAAUGUAUUUUCUUUGGUUUAUUAAUGUUUUCGCACUUACAGACCACUGUAAAAAAUGUAUGAUAAGCAUAAAGCAGGCCUAGUGUAAAAUAAUGCACAACUGACACAAAUGUACAGUAUAUUGCUUCUCUGUAAAGUGUUUUAAGAAAAAGAGUUCUAAAUGUGCUUAACCACGCUCUGUGUUUAUAACUCCACCUUGUGGCAUUAUGAUGUUCGUGUACUGUACUGACUCUGUUAACUCUCAGACAGUAGUCUGGAUGAUGCUCUGCUAUAUAAACUCUGUAUAUACACAGUAUUAUUGUGGAAUCAGUGUAUUUACUGAAUUAUUUGUGCUGUAAAGUCUUGUGCAGGACAUUUCACCAGACUUUAGAACUUCUUCAGAGCUUAAGACAUAAUCGGAAGACUAGGAUUAAUAUUGAAGGUUGAGUAUAAGUGAAUUUUUUAUUGAGUUUUUUAACAUGGUUAUGUGGGCUUAUCUUAUACUUAUUACUUUAAACUGUCCAUUGUACUUGGAGAUUGCUGAUCCAUGUUUAACUCUUGCCAAGCUGAAUGUCAGUGUCAAGCAUUGUCUUUUUCAUUGUUUUGUGCUGGAAUGAAAGGAUACUAGCAGAAAAAAUCAGAAUGCAGGAACAUUGCAACUCUAUGUACUGUCAAUCACUCACUCAUCUUCUACCGCUUAUCCGAACUACCUCGGGUCACGGGGAGCCUGUGCUUAUCUCAGGCGUCAUUGGGCAUCAAGGCAGGAUACACCCUGGACGGACUGCCAACCUAAUCGCAGGGCACACACACUCUCAUUCACUCACGCAAUCACACACUAUGGACAAUUUUCCAGAGAUGCCAAUCAACCUACCAUGCAUGUCUUUGGACCGGGGGAGGAAACCGGAGUACCCGGAGGAAACCCCCAAGGCACGGGGAGAACAUGCAAACUCCAUACACACAAGGUGGAGGCGGGAAUCAAACCCCCAACCCUGGAGGUGUGAGGCGAACGUGCUAACCACUAAGCCA